GUCCAAAAGGUUGAAUGCCCAACCCCAAGCCCCCAUCCCGACCCGACAGGUUGUUGGGAGGUUAAUCACGAUGAUUCAGUCAGUAAAGCAGUGGCUUUUUGUGAAGAUAUUGAAGCUAAGAGAUCUCAAAACCAAGUGGCAUUACUUGAUGAUGAGAAGUAAUCCUAACUACUGCAAAUAUCAUAGAGUGUUGAGUCAUCCAAUAGAGAAGUGUUGGGUGUUCAAAGAAAAGAUUAUGGCUUUAGCCCGUGAAGGAAAGAUUGAACUUGCUGAUUCUACAGCAAGCACAAAUCAAAUUACCACACUACAACAAAAUGAACCUUUUGC
This is a messenger RNA of Cuscuta europaea, 327 nucleotides long. NCBI's taxonomy places the organism in Eukaryota, Viridiplantae, Streptophyta, Magnoliopsida, Solanales, Convolvulaceae. The record is from the annotation of a GenBank genome assembly.